Molecule: messenger RNA, 2279 nt
Organism: Pseudoliparis swirei
Lineage: Eukaryota; Metazoa; Chordata; Actinopteri; Perciformes; Liparidae
Product: E3 ubiquitin-protein ligase TRIM39-like
Exons: 2
Coding region: 111-1763 (550 amino acids)
Molecular function (GO): protein binding; zinc ion binding
Source: RefSeq, a predicted model, not a curated record
GUGAAGCGAAGUGUUUGUCGGAGCCACGUCUCCGUGUUUCUGUCGUAAUAAAUAUUAAAUCUUACACUUUGCUCGUCUUCUCAACAGCUGAGCCACAACCGGGUGUCGAUAUGGCUGCUGCCAGCAACCUGCCGUCUGAAGACCAGUUCCUGUGCUCCGUCUGUCUGGAUGUGUUCACGGAUCCAGUCACAACACCAUGUGGACACAACUUCUGCAAGAAGUGCCUCAAUGAUUACUGGAAUACCAACAACCAGAACAUGUGUCCACUGUGUAAAAAGGUUUUCACCUCAAGACCUGAGCUGCUCGUCAACACUUUGUUCUCUGAGAUGGUUUCUCAGUUCAGACAGUCGACUCAGCAGAAAGCCAGCAGCAGCAGCUCAGAGCAACAAGAGUCCAGACCAGGAGAAGUUCCCUGUGACGUCUGCACUGGAACCAAACUGAAGGCCCUGAAGUCCUGCCUGGUGUGUCUGGAGUCCUACUGUGAGACUCACCUGGAGCCUCACCUGUCAAGACCAGGCCUGAAGAGACAUCAGCUGAUGGACCCUGUGGAGAACCUGGAAGACAGGAUGUGUCUGAAGCACGAUAAACCUCUGGAGCUGUUCUGUAGGACCGACCAGACGUGUGUCUGCAUGCUCUGCACUGUGUUGGACCACAAGAUGCACGAGUUUGUUCCUCUGAAACAAGAAUGUGAAGGAAAGAAGGUGGAGCUGCAGAAGACAGAGGCUGAAACUCAGGAGAUGAUCCAGAAGAGACGCCUGAAGAUUCAGGAGGUCCAACACAACGUGAAGCUCAGUGAGGAAGAUGCAGACCGAGAGAAAGCAGAAGGUGUUCAGGUCUUCACUGGUCUGAAGGAGUCUGUGGAGAGGAAACUGAAGGAGCUCAUCACUACGAUAGAAGAGAAGCAGAGAAGCACCAAGAAACAGGCUGAAGACGCCAUCAGAGAGAUGGAACAGGAGAUCUCUGAUCUGAUGAAGAGGAGCACUGAGGUGGAGAAGCUCUCCCUCUCUGAAGACCACCUCCACCUCCUCCAGAGUGUCCAGUCCCUCAACAUCCACCAUCCACCACCCACCAAGGACUGGUCUCAGGUCAGUGUUCCUCCAGCAUCACAUGAGGGGACUGUGAGGAGAGCUGUGUCUCAGCUGGAGGAGACGCUCAGUGACAUGAGGAAGACGCUGGUUAAACUUCCGAUGAAGAUGCUGGUUGAAGUUGAGAUGAAGAGGUUCCAGAAGUUUGCAGUGGAUGUGACUCUUGAUCCUGAAACGGCUCAUCCUCGCCUCUUCCUCUCUGAUGACGGGAAACAAGUGAAACGUGGUGAUGUGAGGAAGAAUCUCCCCGACAACCCACAGAGAUUUACUUCGUGUUUUUAUGUUUUAGGAAAGCAAAGUUUCUCUUCUGGCAGAUUUUACUUUGAGGUUCUAGUUAAAGAAAACACUGUCUGUACUUUAGGAGUGACCAGAGAGUCGGUCAACAGGAAGGGAAACAUCACACUGAGCCCUCAGAAUGGUGUCUGGACUAUACAGUUGAUGUAUGGAAAUGUUUGCUACGCUCGUGAUGACCCUUCAGUUCAUCUCCCCCUGAAGUCUGUCCCUCAGAAGGUGGGGGUGUUGGUGGACUAUGAGGAGGGUCUGGUCUCCUUCUAUGACGUAGAAGCUGCAGCUCUCAUCUACUCCUUCACUGGCUGCUCCUUCAAGGAGAAGCUCCUCCCACUCUUCUGUCCUGAUUUUUAUGGUAUGAACUCCUCUACUCUGAUCAUCUCUCCGUGAAUCAAACUGCCUGAUUAUUUUAUUCAUGAUCAAAAGGUCCCUGAACAAUAAUGCAUCACCAUGAAUACAUAAACACAUGAAAGUAUUCUUCAUACGUCCGGUGUAUUUAUACACCAGACAGAAGUUUAAGUACUACAAUACUGAAUUAGAGACACAUUUUGAAAUAAAAAGACUUGGUGUCAUCUGUGGUAAUAAAUGUACAUAUUUAGUGAUCUCUGAUGUGAACUUGUUUUCCUCUGAAUGUGUCGGUCGUCACUACAGGAGCCCAGAAGGGACACCAGCUCUGGAGAGAGCCAUUCGCCUUUUACAUGGUCUGAAGCUACGGGUGCGUUCAGGAACUACUGAUAAGCCCCGACAUUAGAACUCUGUAGAAAUCCACAACAGACCAUGUGGCUUUAAGAGAGAUUGCAUAACAUGUAUUCUACCUUUACUUUGAAACCUUUUAUUUCAUUGACUUUCUAUAUUGUCUGUAUUAGAUUUUGUUUUCAUGUUUUAAAUAAACAUCUUUCAAUGGCA